This is a messenger RNA of Xiphias gladius (swordfish), 3720 nucleotides long. It is a transcript of the gene thap11, whose product is annotated as THAP domain containing 11. Bases 428 to 1261 code for a protein of 277 amino acids. Gene Ontology annotation, biological process: regulation of transcription by RNA polymerase II. Gene Ontology annotation, molecular function: RNA polymerase II cis-regulatory region sequence-specific DNA binding. The transcript has a single exon. Lineage: Eukaryota; Metazoa; Chordata; Actinopteri; Istiophoriformes; Xiphiidae. The record is from RefSeq and is a predicted model, not a curated record. Gene Ontology annotation, cellular component: nucleoplasm.
CUCUGCGCUCAGGUGUGUUUCCACCCCCUGACCAGCAGGGGCGCUAGAGCGCUGGCGGACCUGGACAGGAAGCGCAAGGACUCAUGGUACUUUUAGUUCUCAGUGGAAGACGGUUGGCCCGAUAACACAGCGAAGAACAAAACCACACAUUUACCAACGAAAAUAAAAUACCAGCCGCAAAUUCAGCACAAGUACACACUGUGUGUGCUCCGAGUCCGGAUAAGUUCGGGUGGAUUCAGUCGUCGUACGGAGAGCAUCGGCUCAGUUUUUGGUGAAAAAUAAACAGGAAGUUGUUAGCGUUGUGGGACGUGUAGUUCCGCUUGCAGGCCGCGGGGCUUGAUAACAACGCACAGAAUAAAGAAACAACAACAAAAUAUUACAAGCUUCACCCCGAGACCGUGUCUUUACCCUCGGCGCUGAGGCAAACAUGCCCGGGUUCACCUGCUGUGUACCUGGCUGCUACAACAACUCGCACCGGGACCGGGACCUGCGCUUCUACACGUUUCCUAAGGACACCGCGCUGAGGGAGCUGUGGCUAAGGAACAUCUCCCGGGCUGGGGUCAGCGGUUGCUUCAGCACCUUCCAGCCCACCACGGGGCACCGGGUCUGCAGCGUGCAUUUCGCCGGCGGGAGGAAAACCUACAGCAUCCGUGUGCCGUCCCUUUUCCCUCUGCGGGGCGUGAAUGAGCGCAGGAGUCGGCGGGGCAGAGGCAGGAAAGUGUCUGCGGGGGUUCCUGCCCCCGCCGCCGCAGCGACCUCCGGGAUUGUCAUCACCAGCGUCCUGGGCAGCACGGCGGAAGGAGCCGAGGGCAAUGCUGGUGGGGAGGCGAGCGACGACAGCAUCACCGUGGUUCAGAUAGGCCAAAACGGAGAGUACCUGGGCACGGCGCGGCUGCCCGCCCAGUCAGAGGGGACUUGUUACACCGCGCCCGUCGGCAGUGCGGACGAGCUCACCGCCGACGACUCGUCGGUCGAAACCACGUCCGCCUUGCACCAGCUGCCCGUGCAGUACGUCAGUGUGACCAGCAGCCCGCUGGACCAUUCGUACUCGCUGACCACCGGUACCACGUCGGCCGAGCUGCUGCGGAAACUGAACGAGCAGCGGGACAUCAUCGCACUGAUGGAGGUGAAGAUGAAGGAGAUGAAGGCAACCAUCCGCCAGCUGCGGGUUGCCGAGGCCAAGCUGCAGGAGGAGGUGCGGGAGCGGGACCGGCUGCUGUACGGGAACUCGGUGGCUUUCAGCGUCCGGAAGAAAAUCUGAUGGGUGGACAUCACCGGAGACGACCCGCUACAGAGACUUAGACUAACGGAGAUGACACCGAGGGGUUUGAAGACAGCAUAUCCAGCCCUAUUUUGUAUAAAACUACGAGCGAUGACAAUUUAUUUUAAACGAGUAGAGCUGAUUUUUCGUAGGCCUGAUGUUAAAAAAGAAAAAGAAAAAAGAAAAAAAAAGAAAAAGUUGGCUGCCUAGUUUAUGUAGCUGAUAGUAAUAACCUCGUUGCUAAUCAACAUGCAAACAUGCACAGUCCACUACUGGUCUGCAGCCCAUCCAAGGUCAAUAAUACAUAUUUCAUUUAUUCAGACGGGACUCGUAGUCUGCACAGACAAGUUAGGCGGGCUUACAUAUUUAUAACCGGACUGAGGGGAAGAUGCUGAAAGCUACCUAGUUGCAUAUAAAGUUUUCCUCCUUAAGAUUUCUCCGACAAAGUUUUUAUUUCCUUAUUUUUGAACUGAAAUUAGGAGGUUGGUGCAAGAAAUCUCUCACAGUAGAUUGCAGAGCUAAUGUAAAGUACACCACACUGAAGUACCCAUAGGAUUUUUUGUAACCAAAAACACUAUUAUUGGUACACUUAUGGUGUUAAUCUGUGACAUAAAACUCUACCAUGACCUGAUCUGAGUUGCCUUCACAGGUACUUUAAGUUGUUUUCCUCUUUUUUUUUUUGUUGCUAAAGACAUUUGUGCGACAGAAAAGGGACUUCCUUAAAGAAAAAAAUCCUUAUAACUUGACAGGGCACUCAGAAGAUGAAAUCUCAUUAAAGGAUGUUUCUUGAAGAUAUGCAUUAUGUUACAUUUUACUGUUUUCCUUUUCCUUAAGGAAAUCAUAAGAGAAGUACAUAGAAAACCCUUUUCGCAAGAUACUUUAUGCAACUAGAACAUGUAUGUCUGAGGUGGGUUUAUGAAACAGCGCCUGCUUGUUUCUGUGUGAUUCGUUCAUUUUAUGUGCCUGUUUAUGGUCAGAUUGUUUUUCUCUCACAAAGAAAGUUAGUGGCUGCAUCUCUCCGUCCUGUUCAUGUUUCAUGCACAGGAUGUUACACACAUUUCAGAUUUUUGAACUUGCUCUCACAGCUAUGCUCUGCUGUCAUUUUGAAGUAAAUUUCAUUUUGAAAUAGCGCCGAUUCACGCUGAGUAAUUCCUCAAGUCAACAAAUUUGUCCUGACCUGUCCAGUGUCACAGUAACAAAACAGAAACAGACUGUGGGUCAGAAGAUCCUGUAGUAUUUUUUUUCUGAAAAAUAGUUUUUACCUUUGAGUUAAGGGAGGUUGGGCUCAUCCAACUGGGGUGAAAACUCACUGGGCUGCAGUGAGGGCUUUUGUUUGGGCUCUUUUUAGGAAAGAUGAGGUAAAAAUUUGAAUCUCCAGUGGCUCCAGUAAGCUCUAUUGUCAAGUACCAGGAGGAUUUUUUUCAGCUGUGUUGAAUUGUGGAAAAGUAAUAAAAUUUGUAACAUAUUAAAUUCUCAGUCAUGAAGACUUUUGAUUGGCACAAAACAUGAACUCAAACAUCAAAUCUAUUAUAACAUGAUAUUGAUUUGCAGUUUUAUACACCUGUUAAGUGAUGUUUGGUGCUUAAAGCAUAACCUAUCAUAUUCUACUACAGUGAGAGCACUCUGAACAAGAUGUCGCCAUAAAAACUUAGAAAAGAUGAAGUGUACAACCCGUCAUUUUAUCUGUUUCUUUUGAAUUAUUUUUGAAAAAAAUUGUUGUAUUUGGAGUUUGGUGAGAAACAACACAAAUGUCUCAAAAGUAAUGAAGCCCAGAGAUCUCUGUUUAGGUUUCAGGGAGGACUGUUAUUUAGGGUUAGCUUAAUUAUGAAUUUAUGCAGUGAUUACUCUGUCAGAUUAAUUGAUCAAUCAUUUAGGCCAUAUAAUGUACAAAAAUAAUUGAAAAAAGUAGCCAUUUUUCCAUAGGAAAAAACUAUGUGUUCAGGUUGGUUGUCUUGAUGAACACACGAUACGCUGUGGUUUUUAAAGCAUUAAAUUGUCAUAUUCGGGAAACCAGCAAGUGAUUUGGUGUUUUUAAUUCAUCAAUCACUUAAGAUAAUUAACUGUGUGUCAAAAAAAAACCGGAUUCAUCCUCUGCUGAUGAACUUCCAGUCAUUUCAGCUCCCUGGUUUCAGUGUUUGUCUCCAUACAGUGCAGCAUGAGGUAUUUAAGUCACAGUACAAACAACAAGUGGUAAAAUGUGUGUUGUGAUCGGCAGAGUGCACGGUCCGAUGUUGCACCAUGAUUUUCACCCUCUAGAUGGCGGUGGGAUAAAAACUUGAAGAGCGGAAGCUUUAGCUCCUGUCUACAUGUACUGUAUCUGUGUGUGUGUGUGUGUGUGUGUGUGUGUGUGUGUGUGUGUGUGUGUGUGUGUGAGUGUGUUGGCAGCUUUGAUCAUUAUUUGUUGAAUGGUUGCUCAUAUUAAAGCACUGAAAUGUUGAGUGUCACAAUGUGAAUCUAAA